ACUUCGCAUUUAAGUCGCAUUUCAUUUGGCCUUUUUUGUCUGUUUUUUGCCCCAUUUUGAAACCAACGUAAGGCUGUGAGAGCUGCGCGGGUAGCUUGGCUCAGACCACCUCUAACAACGCUCGCGAAAUCUAGGGUUUCAUUCUGCACGCAGUAGAAGAUGGCAGAGACCGAGGAUAUCCAGCCUCUUGUCUGCGACAAUGGAACUGGAAUGGUUAAGGCUGGGUUUGCUGGAGAUGAUGCUCCAAGGGCUGUGUUCCCUAGCAUUGUUGGCCGCCCUCGUCAUACUGGAGUGAUGGUUGGCAUGGGGCAGAAAGAUGCAUAUGUUGGGGAUGAGGCUCAGUCCAAGCGAGGUAUUUUGACUCUGAAGUACCCAAUUGAACAUGGCAUUGUUAGCAAUUGGGAUGAUAUGGAGAAAAUUUGGCAUCACACCUUCUACAAUGAACUUCGUGUUGCUCCGGAAGAACAUCCUGUUCUCCUCACUGAAGCACCUCUCAAUCCAAAGGCCAAUCGUGAGAAGAUGACCCAGAUCAUGUUUGAAACUUUUAAUGCUCCAGCUAUGUAUGUUGCUAUCCAGGCUGUUCUUUCACUUUAUGCCAGUGGUCGUACAACAGGUAUUGUGCUUGAUUCUGGAGAUGGUGUCAGCCAUACAGUCCCCAUCUAUGAGGGUUAUGCUCUUCCUCAUGCCAUCUUGCGUCUUGACCUUGCUGGUCGUGAUCUCACUGAUGCCCUGAUGAAAAUCUUGACUGAGCGUGGUUACUCAUUCACUACCACAGCCGAGCGGGAAAUUGUGAGGGACAUGAAGGAGAAGUUGGCAUACAUUGCUCUUGAUUAUGAACAGGAAAUGGAAACUGCUAAGACCAGCUCUUCUGUGGAGAAGAGCUACGAAUUGCCUGACGGUCAGGUGAUCACAAUUGGAGCUGAGCGUUUCCGAUGCCCAGAAGUCCUUUUCCAGCCUUCCAUGAUCGGAAUGGAAGCUGCUGGUAUACAUGAGACAACUUACAACUCCAUAAUGAAAUGUGAUGUUGAUAUUAGAAAGGAUUUGUAUGGGAACAUUGUACUUAGUGGUGGUUCCACAAUGUUCCCGGGUAUUGCUGAUAGAAUGAGCAAAGAAAUCAGCGCAUUAGCUCCUAGCAGUAUGAAGAUUAAAGUGGUGGCUCCUCCUGAGAGGAAAUAUAGUGUCUGGAUUGGAGGAUCUAUUUUGGCAUCUCUCAGCACUUUCCAACAGAUGUGGAUUGCUAAGGCUGAGUAUGAUGAGUCUGGCCCUUCAAUAGUCCACAGGAAAUGCUUCUGAUUAAAGCAGCAUAAAUGGACUCAAGUGCUGUGCUAUUUUGAAAAGAAAAUGCUGCUUACAUUCUCAUUCAUUUUGUUGUCUUUUCUUUGUGGUUCUUCAAUUUAAUUUCUGAACAAUCACCUUAAAAAAAAAAAAA
Messenger RNA from Pistacia vera, 1429 nucleotides. RefSeq names its product actin-like. The record is from RefSeq and is a predicted model, not a curated record. Gene Ontology annotation, cellular component: cytoplasm. NCBI's taxonomy places the organism in Eukaryota, Viridiplantae, Streptophyta, Magnoliopsida, Sapindales, Anacardiaceae. The transcript has 5 exons. Bases 160 to 1293 code for a protein of 377 amino acids.